This is a messenger RNA of Styela clava, 2369 nucleotides long. RefSeq lists its product as uncharacterized. The record is from RefSeq and is a predicted model, not a curated record. Lineage: Eukaryota; Metazoa; Chordata; Ascidiacea; Stolidobranchia; Styelidae.
AACCACAAUAUUCUUUCGUUCAAAUAAGUCCCGAAUACAGCAUGCUUGAAAUAGAUUGAUAGUUAACACUCCAGUACUUUGGGAUCCUUAUCCAGAUUAUAACUAAAAUAUGGGAAUAUGGAUCACGUAGUUCCACGAUCACAUGCAUACUCAUCAUCGGAUGCACCCCCAGUAGCACCAAGGCCUGAUUUAGCCCUAAGAAGGUAUCACUCUUCAAAUCCUGAUGACAGAGUCAGUUUAACAAAACAGAAGCCAUAUGAAAGUGAUUAUGAAAAAGUGAACAAGCUCCUACGCCAUUCGUUAUAUACAAAGAAUCGUAAGGGCAAUAGAAGAGUCCCUGACCAGGAAAACACAGUAUCAGAAAUGGGGCCAAGACCAAGAACACAAACAAAUAUAUUGGUGCAACCAGUUAUCCAGGAAGAUGAAGAUAUCUACUUGUCACCUGAGGAAAUAGCAAGUAUGCCACAAUCUGUCAAUUCUUCAAUACAAAUGCACAAAAGCACAUCCAUACCACAAACAGCAAAUCCACCUCUUUCAAUCUCUUCUGAAGAUACACAGAAUCACCCAACAUAUGCAGUUGUUAAUAAAAAGUCAGGCUUCAAAAUAGAAACUGCAAUUUAUGGAGUGGCUCAAGGAAAAGGUUCAAAUUUUGUAAUGGAAAUGAAAGAGAUUCAAAGGACAGUGAACAAAUUUUAUGGAAGAAUCAUGAGUACAAAUAGCAAUACCCCAGAAAUAGCAGAUUUGAGAACACAUCUCAGGACUGGUGAUAAAGCUCCAAUGAGUGACAUUUUGAGGAAAAUUCAUCUAAGUUUGCAACCACCUGAACUACAUAACGAAAAGGAAGAAAAUGACACAAUGUACCUGGUUGAUUUUCACAAUUGUGAGAGUAAGUCACAAUUGAGAGAAAAACUACUACGGCUGUUCACAAUACCUGGACCGCCUUCAAUUGCAUAUCAGCGAGUGACUGCAAAAUUAGAUGCUUUAAUUCACACCUUUGCAGAAAUUGUCAUUACCCUGAGGGCAGCAAAAAAUGAAACAAUUGUCAGUCCAUACCACGCUCAAAGUAUUUUACAGAAUGCAGCAUCAGAAACAGAUCAACUAAUAAAGGUUCUGCAAGCUAAUGAACUUUGGAUAAAAUGGGGAACAGAGACUGGACUUCCACCGCUGAAUCAUGUCUAUAUGCUGAAACAGUCACCAACAUAUGAAAUGAGAAAAUCCAUAGUGCUUUCCAUAAUCGCAGAAAAAUGUGACGUCAUCAAGGCAAUGCUAUCCCAUCAAGUUAGACAAGAGGAACUUAUUCCACCUAUUUACAGCAAGUUGGAGUCAGAAGAAGGUGAAAAAUGGCAGGUGACGGAAUAUGACCCAGACACAAAAUCCCUUGAGACUCGAGAGACAGCAUUUCCAAUAUGGAUUACAGAAUGUCCCAAAUUAAGUGCACAUCUUAAAUCACCUAACAGGACUAAAUUCAAGCAUGGCGAUCACACAUAUGCCCUAUACUCCGUUUAUUUGGUCGUAAUUAAAGACAUUACAAUGGCAGAAGGAAACUUCCCUAAGGAAAGUAGGAUACCAUGUAGUCAUCAGAUUUAUGUUGGCUCAUCUUCUACUGGAGUGUUAUACAAAUUUAUGAAUGUUGAAAACAAUCACUGUGAUCAUAUCAAAGAUAUUUUGGAUAGAAGUUCUAUGUUAAAAACUUUUCGAUGCCAUCAAGAUAGUGAGUUGGUAGAGGCCUGCCUUGCACUUUCAUGGGCAAGAAGACAACCUAGAGCAGUCUUUGUGAUAAACUCCUUCCAAGAAGGAAAUAUGGCGAAACUAUCAUUGAACAAGAAAAAACCAUUCCACGACAAAAUGAUAAACCUGGAGCAGCAUUACAUUUCUAGCAAGAAACUGGGUCCAGCAAAUGACAUGCGAUAUGGCAUGAAUAAGUUAGGAGACAAUAUAUCACCAUAACAAUAUUUCUUUCACAAAUGAAAGUCUAAGUAGUGCAACAAAGUUUGAUUUUAAAUCUAACAAAGAAACAAAAACCACGGAGAAUUGAGAGAGCAUGAUUAAACCAAUACCAAUUAAAUAACUGUCUCUUAUACUAUGAAAGUAACAUUUCUAAACAUUUUAAAAAAAGUUUUGAUUUUUCAACUGAUUAAAACUAUAGUGUAUAAAUUUGUUAACACAUGAGUUGUGAACAGCGUGAAAAGAAUGUUUUUCAACAUGAAUAAAGACAAAAAAGAAUUCAAAAGUUGUCAAAUUGUCUAAUGAUAUUGAUGAUAAUUAAAGUGGAUGAUAUUCAUUACCGGUAAUUCAUAAUAGUUUAUGGGAAUUCUUUUGGCAAAAUUAUUUGCCAUUUUCAAUUCAAUUCACUUUUUGGUAUAUUUCAC